AUAGCUAUCAAAGGAAAGAGUCAAAAGCGAAAGAGGAAGAGAAACCAUAAAAGAUUGGUCUCUGCCUAAUAUCUCUUUUGUUUUUGUCCGAAAAGCAUAUUACCAUUAUGAAAUUGAUGAUUAGGUCUGGUUAAUUUGGUCCAAAAAGCAAUAAAAAUACAGACAUACACUCUCAAUUCUGAAGGUCUCAGCAAGCUUGGAGAAGACUGGUUUGUAUUUCUCCUACCGGCUACCAUGGCUGCUCUACUGAGUUGCGUGGAGUAUGAGUUGUCGAAAACAUCCGAUCUGUUCCGUCAGGCGGGUCUGGAAGAAACGUUUCAGAGAGUAUCACAGGUGUGUGCAUCGUUGAGAACUAAAAUUCAAGACGCGGAAUAUAAACAACUGUUUGAUAUGCAGCUGAAGCGGUGGAUGAAACACAUUGUGGAUGUAUGCUAUGACAUGAUGUACGUAUUGGACGAACUAAAUCUGCAAGAGGCCGGAACGGUACGUGUUUUCAGCCAUCGGUUCUCUUUCUUCAGUCAUCACAACAGGAUAUAUUCACUUGGGGUGCGUCAUAAGCUGAGAGAAAUUGUCAGCAGAUUUGGAACACUAGCAGCGGAAGCAAAUCGGUUCCAUAUAUCUGUUUCACUGGAGAACUGGGAUGUAAGUAGCCAACAGCGGCAAUUGGAUCCUUUUCUUCCCCCUUCUGUUCCUAUUGGCAGACCCAGUGACACACAUCUUUUGCUCAAGUUGUUAUUAGACAACGAUGGUGACGCAGAGGAGGAGGAUAUUCGAUUCAUUUCCGUUGUAGGAAUGGCUGGAAUAGGAAAGACUACACUGGCAAAACUUGUUUACAAUGAUGAUAAAGUGAUCGCUUCUUUUGGUUAUAGGGCAUGGGUAUCUGUCUCCCAAGAGUUCAAUCUCAGAAAAAUUGUCAUGGCCAUCCUUGGGUUUUCAACUUCUGAUCUAAUGAACGAUGUUGAAAUGGAAUUUCUGAUACUCGAAUUUCGUCGAGUUAUUGCUGGAAAAAGAUGUCUCAUUGUUCUGGACGACAUAGGUGGCGAAAAUCCUGAGCGCUGGCAACUUAUAAAGGAGUUUUUCAAUUUCUGUGUUGCUGGAAGUAGGAUUUUGAUAACCACACGGAACCCUCUUGUUUCAAGUUUGACAUCGAAAUAUAGGGUAUCUCUGCGCGUACUUGGUGAAGAAGACUCUUGGGACAUAAUCCAUACUGCAUUUGGUUCACUAACUUACUCUGAUUUCCGUCCGAUGUUGAUGAAUAUCACAAACAAAUGUCGUGGGGUGCCACUAUAUCUGAGAUCUCUUGCUGCUAUCAUGCGUUACAAACGCAGCAAAAGAGAAUUUGAAAAGAUGUUGGACAGUCAGAUAUGGGAGGUAGCACACGAAAUUGGAAUGGAACCUUUAUUGAUGGUGUUCUAUUCUCAACUCCCCUCUUAUUUGAAACAAUGCUUAUUGUAUUGUUCCAUCUUUCCUAAGGAUCACAUAAUAGUUACAGAUAAACUGAUCCAAUUAUGGAUAGCGCAGGGUUUUAUUCACUCAGACGACAAUCACUUGGAAGAAGAAGGCCGGAGAAUCUUUAAUGGAUUGUUGGGCUAUUCCAUCUUCAAUGGAGUUAUACAACAUGGUAUUCCGGGCUCCACAUGCCAAUUAGAGGGCGGAAUCAGCGCUCUCAAUCAGGUUAUUGCAGAGAACGAAUAUCACAGAAUGCUUCUUGAUAGUGGGGAGAAGCCUAUAGAGGAGCAUGAUGUUCCCAGAAAUUGUCGCCAUUGCACUCUAACUAUUGCUCCUCACACUGGUUUACCAGAGUCCAUUCCCAAUGCAGAGAAACUCCACACUUUGAUGAUUUUGUCUGAGUACUCCUCUGUUGACACUACAAACCUUUCUCAACUGCUAAGUAAUUUGAGGAGGGUCAGGGCACUGAUCCUGAGCUCUUGUUCCAUCGAAGAACUUCCAGCAAAGGUGGGGAAAUUGUUUCAUCUAAGAUACCUUGACUUGUCUUUCAAUCAUGAUUUAAAGCACUUGCCUGGAGUAAUAUGCAAUCUGAUUAAUCUUCAAACUUUGAAUCUCAAUGGAUGUCGUAGUCUCCGGAAACUACCCAAAGGUAUUGGAAAAUUGAUCAAGCUACGACAUCUUGAGAUUCUUUGGACAACCAGUCUGAGUUACUUACCAAAAGGGAUUGCAUGUUUAACCUCGCUCAGAACCUUAAGCCGUUUCUUUGGGAAUUCUCUUGUUGGAAGCAAAGCAUGCAACAUUGGAGACUUGGAAAAGCUGAACAAUAUCCAAGGGAAUAUUACCAUAGAUGGGUUGGGAGCUGAAACUGAUGCUUCUGAUGCUGAAAGAGCAGGUCUAGAGAAUAAGAAUGGUUUGCGUGGCUUAGAACUCUGGUUUACUGCUCCGGGAGCCGGUACCAAAGAUGAAAGGGUACUUGGAGCUUUGAAAGCACCUCCUGAAUUGGAAGAUCUCGGGAUAUUUUACUACAGAGGAAAUUUGUUCCCCACUUGGAUGAUAGCACUGCAGAAGCUUACACAUCUAACGCUUGCUGAUUGUGACAAAUGCAGUGUUCUUUCCAGUCUUGGAGAACUUUCAUCCCUUGAAUCACUUAAAAUAAUCAAUAUGCCCGGUAUAAAGAAGGUGGUGGAUUCUGAAUUUCUGAGAACAGGAUCAACUGGUGCAUUUCCAAAGCUUAAAACACUUUCCUUCCAGAAGCUGGAUAAUUGGGAAGAGUGGGUUGGACUAGGUGAUGAUGGCGUCCAAGCAAAUUUUAUGCCUUUGCUUUCUUCUCUGUCAAUCGUAAACUGCAGAAAGCUAGAGGCAAUUCCUGGCUACCUAAAGCUGAAGAAAGAUGAGAAGCCUGGGUUUCACAUUAACAUUAAAAAAUGUCCUUCUCUCGAGCAAACACAGUAUGAGUAAUGAAAUAGAAGAACAUUUUCCACUGCACAAAGGAAUCAUGUGAAGAUGUCUAGUCAAGCGUGGAAUCUAGUAGACGGGGAAGUGCUUAUUCAAGCUUUCUGGUUUUUAUAAUAAAGGUCCAGUUUACACAAAUAAAAUUGUUGCCUGUUGCCUGUUGCCUGUUGAGCUACUUCGGAUUUGGGAAACAUUUUGUUUAAUGUCUAUUAAACUAUGAGUGUCCUUGUGUCUUUGCAUCACUAUUUGCUUAGUUUGCUUUUUUUUGUUUCCCUUUCGGUUUCACUCUAUUUGUUUGGAUAGUUUCAUGUUUCAGUUGACAAACACUACUUAUGCUCUGAACACUUCUAUUGUUGACUCAUAUAUGGUCGGAGAUUGGAAUACUACUGUUGUGUAGCAUUUUGCCAUUUUCGGCUUUUUUAAACAUGUAUCAUGUAUGCUUAGGGUAUAACCGUAU
Molecule: messenger RNA, 3358 nt
Organism: Arachis stenosperma
Lineage: Eukaryota; Viridiplantae; Streptophyta; Magnoliopsida; Fabales; Fabaceae
Product: putative disease resistance RPP13-like protein 1
Exons: 2
Coding region: 235-2907 (890 amino acids)
Biological process (GO): defense response to other organism
Molecular function (GO): protein binding; ADP binding
Source: RefSeq, a predicted model, not a curated record